AUGGACAAAUUUGAGCCACCAUCUUGUUUAAGGUUCGAAGGCAACCUUAGUGAAAAUUGGCAGAAGUGGCACCAAGAACUAGAACUCUAUCUUACUGCUACUGAGGAUGGAAAAUCUGACAAAAUAAAUACGUCAAUACUUCUCACAUGCGUCGGAAAGCAAGGUAGAGAAAUUUAUAAUACGUUUCAGUUCAUUGAAGGAGAGGAAAUGAAAUUCAAAGUUGUAGUACAAAUGUUUCAAGAUUAUUGUAGUCCAAGAGAGAACAUUAUAAUAUAAAAAUAAUAAUAAUGGUUUAUUAUCAUUCCACACAAGUGGCUCUUCUAUGCUAAAUACAAAAGGAGAACAAAAUUACAAUACAAUACUACAUGCACCUAUGCCUAUGGUAAAAAUAAUUAUAAAAAUAAUAUAUAUUCAUAAUAUGAAUAUAGUGAAGUUACGUUUGUUCGUUAUUGUCUGCCUUGGCCAAUUUAUGCGCCACAAAUUCUUUACAUGUAAGCAGAGAGAUGGUCAAUCUUUUGAUGAGUUCGUUACUGAGCUAAAAAAGCGUAGUGCUGAGUGUGAGUUUGAACCACUUUGUGAAAGCCUCAUCCGUGACAUUAUAAUAUGUGGAAUUAAUGACAACCGUCUUCGUGAACGUCUUCUUAGAGAGCCAGAAUUAACACUGCAGAAAACUAUACAAAUUGGACAUGCUGCUGAGGAGACCAAGAGACAUGUAAAAGAGCUCCAGAAAGAAGUCGAUGGCAAGAAUUUUGUUGACACUGUUCGUAGAAAGAAGUUUGCAAGAGACGAAAAGCUCUUGAAAAGAAUCAGUUGGUUACGAUAA
This is a messenger RNA of Paramuricea clavata, 823 nucleotides long. The record is from the annotation of a GenBank genome assembly. NCBI's taxonomy places the organism in Eukaryota, Metazoa, Cnidaria, Anthozoa, Malacalcyonacea, Plexauridae.